Molecule: messenger RNA, 7933 nt
Organism: Sus scrofa (pig)
Lineage: Eukaryota; Metazoa; Chordata; Mammalia; Artiodactyla; Suidae
Source: RefSeq, a predicted model, not a curated record
CUGAUUCGACCCCUAGCCUGGGAACCUCCACAUGCCUCAGGUAUGGCCCUAAAAAGACAAAAAAGUUAGCAAGAAAAGAAAAGAAAGGAAAGGAGAUUCAAGACAGUGGUGAUAUGAUUGAGGCUUAGGUAUUGUCUUAGGCUAAACGAGGGGAAGGGGUUUGGAGCUGCUCGGUAGGAGAAGCCAGUUUCGGGAGGAGAGGGAGGAAAUGUGUGGUGAACAAGGGUUGUCUGAUUACGCAGCUAGAAGUCAAGCGAAGAGUAGUUUCUUUCAUGUAAGGAGGUGUCUUUCCAAAUGGAAAUUUCCUUUACAAAAGGGAAAAUGUGUGCUUUUAUUUUUAGGCAGUUAGGGACGUAAAUAGCUUUUCCUGCAUCUGCUAGUUCUCACGUACCUUUAGCUCAAAAUAAUCCUCAUGCCAAAGUGGCAUGUUUUGGGGUGACAUAUCCCGGUGCCCUUCACUACCCACACUCGAGUUUAGAGACUGCAGAUGCAGGCGCUCCCAUGAUUACCUCCUACAAGGUUCAAUAAUUGGCUCGAAUGACUCACAGAACUCAGGAAAACAUCUCUCGUGUUUACCUGUUUAUUAUAAACGAUAGAACUCAGGACCAGCCAGGUGCAAAUGCAAAAGAUGCCUAGGACGAGGCAGGGAGUGGGUGGCGGGUAUACAGAACAAACAGCCGUGCCCGCUCAGGGUGUGCCACCUUCCUAGCAUGUCAGUGUUCACCACCCCAGUAGCUCCCUGAAUCUCAUUGUUCCAGAGUUUUUAUAACUCAGUCUACAGCCUACUUGCCCUUCCUAAAGGUUGGGGGUGGUAGUGGGCUGAAAGUUCCCACUCUCUAAUCACGUUUGUUCUUUUUGGUGACCAGCCCCCAUCAUGACGCUAUUUAGGGGCCCUACCCUGAGUCACCACAUUAGCAUAAGCUCAGGUGUGGUUGAAAAUGGCUAGUUAUGAAUAUCAAAAGACACUCCUAUAAUUUAGGAAAUUUCGUGAGUUUUAGGAGCACUGUGCCAGGAACAAGGGAAAAAACCCAAAUAUAUGUAUCUUUUUUGGACCGCCCUGAUAUAAGUUCAGGAGGCUAUGUGAGAACAUAAAUGUGAGUUGAGAUGGGUAAUCACCUAUCAAGUUACUUUGAUGGUCUUUCGAAAAUUUCUAGAUUUUCCCCUUUGUGUCAAAGAUUAUACUCUGAUCUUUGAAUUAUCAAAAUGAAGACUGUGUCUCCUGAAUAUCUCCCGUUAAUUUAGGUGCUCUAAAUCUUCUAUAGGAAUAUGUAGAAAUAGUAUCUUCCUCCUUCGCCUGCUUUAUACCCAUUGGAGUUUUAAGUUUUUCCUUGAAAAAUCUUUAUUAGCUAGUCUUCGAUUCAUUAAUUUAUUCAACAAACAUUUAUUGAGGAUCUAUGGGUCAGGACUAUUCUGAGUCUAAGGGAUACUUUAAAGUGGACUUCCAGCCCUUUUGGAACUUAGCUUCUGUUUAGAGACGGUAAGGUGAGGGUGGAGAUAGACAAUAAACGUAAUAAAGAAGUUAGAAGGUGACAUGUUGUGGUAAAGUAGGGCAGAGAAGAGGGGGUGGGGAGUGCUAGUGAUCGUGGGACUUCAAGGUGUCUUCACGGAGAUAGAAGGCAAAGCCUCUGGCCAAGACGAAAAUGACCAGACCCUUGAAUUGCCCCGCCCUUUCAGUGUAAUGCCCCUCCCCCACCUGGAGCAACCUGCCCCCUAACAGGAAAGGUAUGUGGCCCACUCCUCACCCUGCCCCUAUAGGGGCCUUACAUGCCCCCAACCAACGAGCAAGUGCGUCGUAAGCCCCCUCUUUAGGUGUGCUGCCAGACUUCUCCUCUCUCUGGCCGUUGAAACUGACAGGACCCUGCUCGCAGGGUCGGCCCUCCCCGAGUAUCAGGAAGUCAUCUCUCUGUGCUAGUGAUAGAAUGUGUUCCAGAACGAUAGAAUAGAUAGAAUUGCAGUUUCCUUGGUCCCCACCCUGCCACAAGCGUGGUAGCAGCAGGCAUGUUACAGAUUUACUGAGUGGAGGUACAUUUUCAGAGAGAGAGCGCGCGCACGUGCAUGCCCAGGGUAAGACGAGGGCCCACCUUGCUUUACCAUCAUUUUUAUAUCCCCGCGCCACAGACCUGAGUGGAGGCCUGAUUUCUCCUGCCCCAGCCCCUGUGCUGUGCGUAAGGGCUGAGUGUUGUUUCAUCUCUGUAUGGGGCGUAUUUGAUCUUCUGAUUGGUUUUGGACAAGGUGCCUUAUUUGCAUGGGGAACAGGUUCUAGAGUGGUGAGGUGAGGAAUGGGUGCCAACCCCUUCCCAAGCCCAGGCUGCUCAAGGUAGGGGAAGAGGCAUGACAAUGAGACAUGGCCAGGCUCGAAGGGGACUUGAAGCCUGUAACAUUAGCAGCGUCUCUUUUCUCAAUAAACUCUUCUUUCUUUUCACCCACUAUGAAUCUGGAAAAUUCUUUUUCCAAGCUGUGAGUGUGGACCACGUCAGUGAUGGGAACCGCAAUUCUAGACGGGUGGUCAUUGUCAGCCUCCUUCAAGAGGUGAUGUUUACGCAAAGAUUUGAAUGUAGUAAGGAAGCGAGCCAAGUGGAUACCUGGACACGAGUGUUCAAGGCAGAAGAAACAGCGGUGUGGACGUCCUAACGUGGGAGAUAACUUGCCACCUGGAGGAAUGAGAGGGAGAGUUCGGUGUAGAAAGAGCCAAGGAGGAGACAGUGAGAUGAGAGAGAUAUUUAUGACUUGGAGCCUGCAUCUGAAUUGGGAGAAGAUUUCCUGAAACUUUACCAGAAACGGUGUUGCCCAGAUAUUGAUAUUUACGUUGACGGAAAGCGUUUUAAAGCUCACAGAGCCAUUUUAAGUGCCAGAUCUAGUUAUUUUGCUGCGAUGCUGAGUGGCUGUUGGGCUGAAAGCUCCCAGGAGUACAUCACUCUUCAAGGAAUAAGCCAUGUGGAAAUGAACAUUAUGAUGCAUUUUAUAUAUGGAGGAACUUUGGACUUCCCAGAAAAAGCUAAUGUUGGUCAGAUACUCAAUAUGGCUGAUAUGUAUGGACUAGAAGGAUUAAAAGAAGUAGCAAUCUAUAUUUUAAGAAGAGAUUACUGUAAUUUCUUUCAGAAGCCUGUUCCCAGAAGGUUGGCGUCUGUACUGGAAUGCUUGAUCAUUGCUCAUUCAGUUGGAGUGGAGAGUCUUUUUGCUGACUGCAUGAAGUGGAUUGUAAAGCAUUUUGCAAGGUUUUGGUCUGAAAGAAGCUUUGCAAACGUACCCCCUGAGAUUCAGAAAAAAUGUCUUAAUAUGUUGAUUCAGUCCUUAAAUGAUGAGAAUGCUGCUUUUCUUCUGAUGGAGAGUGACAGGCUGAUCAUCAGUCUGCCCAGAGUGAGAUGGACAGAAGCAGCACUGACCAUGGCAUCUCAGCUCCAAGAGGAAUGUAUUGCCUUUAUUAUAGAAAAUUUCCCCAGGAUCAUUCACAGUGAAAAUUUUGCUCUUUUCUUACAGUCCCAGGCAAUGAGUAGCACAGCUGAUCUGUUGGACAAAAUUCUUAAAGCAAUUGAAGAAAACAUCACCACUGAGAAAAGCUGCUCUCUUCUGAUGGCUCUGGACACACUGCUGAACUCUGACAGCACAAAGGAAAUGGUAUCGAAUGGUUUUACGUGCAAGAUCCAGGCUCUGCGUGAUAAGCUGUGGAUCUUCCUGGUUCAGUCUUUCUAUGCUGUUCGUCACACAGAAAGCUGGAAGCUGAUGAGCACAGAUGAUCAACAGAAAAUCCAAGCAGCUGCAUUUGACAAAGGUGAUGAUCGAAGACUUGGCAAAAAACCUGUAUUCAGUAGCUCUCAGCAAAGGAGACAAGCUUCUGACUCUGGUGUUAUAAAAACCAAAUCUUGGAGAGGAAGUAACAAGAAAGAGUAUUGGCGUUAUCCCUCUACUAAUCAAAAGAUGAAAUCUGAUGCAUUAGGAGCAUCUGGCCAUUCAUCAAGUACGAAUAGAAAUUAUAUAAAUAAAACUUUGAAGCAUGAUGAUUUGAAAGAAAAGGAUGGUACAAAAACGGCAUCCACAAGUACAAAAGAAUUAAAAACUGCAGGAAAAAAUGUUUCUGGAAAGCCCAAAGCUAUCAUAAAGCCCAAGACAGAAAACGGUGAUAAUGCAAAGUCAGCAAGCCUGUCCCUCAAACAAGUUGUGGAAAGGUCGGCAGCAGCCGAUGGACAGAAGAAUUCAGUCAAUGGAAAAGGAGUGAGGCAUCCAGAGGGGCAAGUCGCAGGAGCCAGACCCAAGGUACCUGCUGCGAACUCCCCUGUGCCAGCCAAAGCACAGCCUUGGAAGAAAGUGACAGGCAGAGAUUCUCCAUGCCCCGGGCUCGCAGGCCCCGCCAGCAGGUCUGCAAAUUCAAGUGUGGAAUUGUUGCCUGGCGCGGACUGUCUGGAUGAAGCUAAAGAAAAUGGGUCAAUGCAGGAGAAGCCUUCUGGCCACAGGCUUUCCGUUUGUGACUCUCCAGCACAGACUGUGAAAAACAGCGUAGAAAGUAUCAAAACUCCCGCUCAAGCAGUAAAACCUCGACCCGUUUCAAAAGUUACCAAUGGAACUCCCAAUAAAAAAAGUAUUCAUGAAAGAGAAACCGAUAUAAAUAACAGUGUGCUAAGGAAGGUCACCAGCAAAGGACACGGUGAUCCAGUACCACAGACCAUUUUAAAGAAAAGAGGAAAUGGCCCGGGCCACGCCACAGCGCAGCAGAGGACAAAGAGCGCCGCAGCUAAUCUUGUGAGGACUCCAGGAUCCCAGGGAGAGUCACCAACUUCAGUAAAAUCUUCCGUCUCUUCAAGGCAGUCUGAUGAAAAUGUGAAAAAAUUGGACCACGGUACCGCUACAGAUAAACAAACACCUAAGAAAAAAAUUAUCAAACAAGGACAAACAACUUUGCCUAAGGUUAAUGCAAAAACAGUAGCAAUGCCUAAAAACUUAAAUCAAGCUAAGAAAGGUGAAACUUUGAAUAAUAAAGAUUCAAAACAGAAAACGCUUCCUGGACAGGUUAUAUUGAAGACUCAGUCUUCUCAAAGACCUUUAAAAAGUGAGCCAUCUGUUGUCCAGAAAACUGUGCUUCAUGAUGUAUGUGAUAAUAGCAGCAAAGGCAGUGUUUCUGAACAGAUGCCGCAUAACCCUCUCACCAACCUCGCCGCCGAAAUCAGUGGUACAGAAGCAGUUCAGCCAUCACGCAUUCUUGACCCACAAAAGCCACUAAACAAUCAAGCCAAAGAGAAGUUGGUGUUAGAAUGCCAGAACACUUCACAUCUGGGUGAAUUAAUAAAACAUGAACUGGACUCGAAACAGAUGUGUUCGGAUAAAAGCGAAACAAAUUUUUCUGGUCACACAAAACCAGAUCAUUGCAACCCAGCUAGAAUACGUUGUCCUUCUGACGAGAGUGAUAAGGUUGAUCCAGAAUUUUCUAGCACCGCUGCCCUAAAAUCCAUGGUUUCAAAUCCACAUGAAAACCCUUUGACCUCUACUCCAGAUUGUGACUUGGACCCAACGCGUGAAGAGCACGUCCGUUCCGUCUCAGACAGGGAGAAGCAGGUAGGGGGAAGAGAUGCGAACACAAAAUUAAACCGUGGAUGUGUGAAAGAUGUUUUACCUUAUGUUCCUGAAAAGACAAAUGGCACCUUAAAUUUUGGUCCCGAUGACAGAAAACCUCAAGUUCAGGUCGAAGAGCAGACAGGCCCUGGUCAGGUGUCUGAGGACUCUGCCGUGAAUGAGGACAGACAUGCCACGGGAGACUCAACUACUUCCUCCGCGGGCUUCCUGGAACCAACAUCCGGGAAGAAUUCUCCCAAAGAUACGGAAACAACAGACACUCCAGAAGCCCCUUUCGUGAGUCACUGGCACUUAAGCACCCGUGUUCUCCAUCAGAGAGAGAGCCCUGAAUCCGACAGCGGCAGCGCUACCACGUCGUCCGAUGACAUAAAGCCCAGGUCUGAAGACUAUGACGCAGGAGGGUCUCAGGACGAUGAUGGGUCCAACGACAGGGGUAUUUCUAAGUGCGGCACCAUGCUGUGCCACGAUUUCCUCGGGAGAAGCAGCAGCGAUACCAGUACUCCUGAAGAAUUAAAGAUAUAUGACAGUAACUUAAGAAUCGAGGUGAAAAUGAAAAAGCAAAGUGGCAGUGAUCUCUUCCAGGUUAACUCGACAAGUGAUGAUGAGAUUCCUAGGAAAAGGCCAGACCUCUGGUCUCGAUCGUCGGUGGUCCACCCUAGGGAAAAAGAUCACCUUCCCCGAGGCGGUGUUCCCUUCGCUCAGGAAGCGGAUCCGGUGUCCUCCUCGGCAGAUGAAACGGAAGACGAAAGGUCCGAAGCUGAAAAUGUUGCGGAAAAUUUCUCUACGGCUACUCCGGCGCUUCAGCAGUUUCAGGGGAUAAUUAAUUUAGCUUUUGAAGAUGCGACUGAAAACGAAAGUACUCAGUUCCGUGCAAGCAAAAAUUUCAAAAGGUCCGUUCUGCUUUCAGUAGAUGAGUGUGAAGAACUCGGAUCUGACGAAGGGGAAGCCCACGCUCCCUUUCAGCCUCCCCUGGAUUCGGCCUCCCCUUCCGACGUUUUCGAUGGGGUUUCUCAUGAACCUCAGGGAAGGACCAGCUACUCGCAAGGAAGUGGAGGUAGGAUUUUCGAAUGUAAGCAAGAUAAAGGCAGCAGUGUGUUUAGAAACAAAAGCACUCCCUCGGGUCUCAGUAGCAUUGACUCUCUAAGGAAAGAUGCACCGCGUGCUUCGGCCGCAGACGGAAAGAGCCCAGCAGAGGUCCCGUCGCAGGGAGGCAGCCAGCCUCCUCCCGAAGAUCAGAAAGUGGGCAUCGGAAGCCGCGUGGGUGGCGCCUUUCAGACACAGGGCAGACUCUCAGAUGGCGAAGUAAGAGCUCACGAAAGACCGUGUCACUUGGAGCUUCAUCGGCGAGAAGCCGCCUCUGACAUGCCAAAGAACAGUCCCGCAAAAUCCGUGGGCUCCCGUCGGAGUCACGUUCUGCCUCAGGAAGGUCAAGAGAGACAGAGCCAUUCUGCAGUCCCCGAAAAAGCCACUAUUGCUUUAUCUGCAGGAGACAUAGAUGAUUAUGACACAGUGGCACAAACCCACAUGUAUGACCACCGGCCUUCAAAAACCCUUUCUCCAAUAUAUGAGAUGGAUGUAACAGAAGCCUUUGAGCAGAAAAUGGAAUCAGAAACACACGUUACAGACGUGGAUUCUGAAGAUGAGCAACACUUUGCAAAACAAGAUUGGACGCUCUUAAAGCAGCUGCUCUCUGAACAGGAUUCAGACUUAAAUAUUACAAGUUCUGUUCCUGAAGACUUAAAUUUAGCACAGUAUCUCAUCAAUCAGACACUGCUUUUAGCACGAGACAGCUCAAAACCUCAGGGUAAAGCACAUGUUGACACUUUGAACAAGUGGAGCGAAGUAACAUCUCCAUUCGAUGAUUCCUCCGCAAGCAUCACCAUGGCUAGUUUUUCCUCUGAAGAUUGUUCACCCCAAGGGGAAUGGACAAUUCUGGAACUGGAAACUCAGCAUUAAGAGUAUUAACAUUUUGGAAAAUUAAAUUAUGCCACUCCUUUAUUUUUUGAUGCUUAUAUUAUAUUCAAAUGAUAAUUGCAUUAGCCAGAGAUAGACUAUCCUUACUAUGAAAAGAUUCUUUACAAUUUACUGAAGUAAACAUAGGUUGCUUAUUAAUAUGAUAUCACAUGUAGGAAAAAAAAGGUGUUGUUCUAAAAGUUUUGAGCAUGUUUUCUCUAAUUAGAGAAAUUAUAAGACCUGUAAGGAAACCCUUGCUUCAGUUUUUCUUUUCCUAACUAGUCAUUCAUUUACUUGUUUAUCAUCCAAGAAUUUCAAACGUGAAUGCACCAGUAGAAGAGUCCCUUUGCUUUUUGCUCUGCAUAUGGUAAAAUAGCAAUUCAACAAUAAAAACCCUUAUUGUGCUUGUGUCCAUUUA